CAGAUCUUCUACCUCAAUGCUAUUCCCACGGGACAGUGGAUCUCACCCCAGGCAAAAUCUAUCUCGUAAUCCACAUAAGUUACAUCACAACUUCAGCUAACUUGAGAUAGUUUGGUAUCGACGGCAUAUGCCUUUCGAUCACGCUCUAAUGUCGCGACGACGACGCUAUUUGUAUGGAAGCGUGGUAAGCCCGAAUCGGGAUUCGCGAAUCUUCUUCACGAUUUCCGUGAUCACAUCGGGGUAUGAUUGUCGCAUGCCACGUUCUAAGGCGGCUAAGGCAAGGGGGCGUCCUCAAAUGACCAACGUACAGAGAAUGGCGACCCAUCAGAAGUUAUGGAAUAGUAGCCACCUACCUCAGUGUAGACAUACAUAGUGAGACCUACAUAUAUAAGGAGCAUGUCACUGGAAAAUCCAACGUCUGUUUGUCUGAGUUAAAAAGAGACAUUUCAACCCCACCUUGGCAUCCGACGAUACCUGCCUACUAGGUAUAUGUCUCAAACUAUUAUAGAAACAGACGAUCUUACCUAACGAAUCCAACGUGGAACAUAUUCAAAAUGAGUGAGAGUCAAAGCGAAUUCGGACGACGGCUUCCUCUCCAAGUCAUCAAGGAGAGAGCAGCUACGGAACCAGACCGCGAAUGGGUGUCUAUACCGCGAAGCACCAACCCCGAGGAUGGGUGGGAGAAAAUUACGUAUGCGCAGUUUGCGAAAGCAAUUAAUCGUGUAGCAGAUGGCAUCCAGUCCUUCGCUGGUGUGUCAGAGCCGGGCAAAUUUCCCACCAUAGCAUAUAUCGGGGCGAACGACUCUCGUUAUAUCUCGUUCACAUAUGCCGCUAUCAAAGCUGGCUAUAAGGCUUUGUUCAUUUCACCCCGAAACUCAACAGAGGGUCAAAUCCGACUGUUCCAGGAUACGGACUGUCACUUCAUCGCCCACACUCCCGAGUUCCAAGAUGCUGUUGACUCGUGGAAAAAGAUACGUAAGAUGGAGAGCAUGGUCGUUUCUCCUGAAAAGGAAUGGUAUGCUGGCGAGGGAACAACUCAGAUUGAUUACGAGAGAGAUCUUGAGGAGGGAAAAUGGGAUCCAUUCGCUGUUCUUCACACAAGCGGAAGCUCUGGAUUCCCAAAGCCUAUCACAUGUAGGCAAGGGUGGCUCACGACGAUAGAUUCAUUUAAUAAGGUGGCCCCGAUGAAUGGCGCCCACAUGUGGACUGUGGAAUUAAGUCGCAGGGCGAGGAAGCAUAUCAUUCCAAUGCCCUUCUUCCACGCAUCUGGGCUGCUUUUCUCAACAUUACUUGGCAUCAUUGAAGGCUCUCCGUGUAUACUCCCAAUUGGGUCGAAACCGUUGACGGCAGACUUGGUAGCCCAAUAUAUCGAGUAUACGGGAGGCGAAUCCAUCAUUCUGCCACCCUCGGUCUUGGUGGAUAUGAGCCAAGUACCUGCUCAUGUUGAAACGUUGAAAAAGUUGAAACUUUGUAUAUUCGGAGGUGGAAAUCUCGCAACCCGAGUGGGAAAUUACCUCGUCGAUCAAGGGGUACAGCUUUUGAACAUGAUCUCUGCUACUGAACUGCCGUAUCCUCUUUACCUCCAGCCGAACCCUAAACUCUGGCAAUACUUCGUUUUCGAGCCAGAAUUAGGUGGGGCGGAGUUCCGUCCAACCACCGAAGACCCGAAUGCGUAUCAGCUUUUUAUUAAACGUAACAAUCUUCAGCCCGACAUCCAAGGUCUUUUUUAUACCUUCCCAGAUAUAGACGAGUACGACACCAAAGACUUGUUCCGCCCGCAUCCCACCCUGAAGAACCACUGGAUGUACGCCGGACGUGCCGAUACCAUCAUAGUCUUUUCCAACGGCGAGAAGCUCAACCCCCUUACCAUCGAGCACAUUGUUAGUGACCAUGCGGGUCUUAAAGGAGCCCUGGUCGUCGGUCAAGAGCAGUUCCAGCCCGCGAUUAUUCUCGAGCCUAUCACCUAUCCACAGAAUGACGAAGAAGAAGAGAAGUUGAUCGACAGUGUGUGGCCUCUAAUCGAGGAAGCGAACAAGGACUCCGUGGCCCACGGGCAUAUAAGCCGCGAAUUCAUUAUGCUCACGAAGCCUGAGAAGCCAUUCCCUAGAGCUGGGAAGGGAACCAUCCAGCGGGGAAUCGCGGUCAAGAUAUACAAAGACGAGAUCGAAGAGUUCUAUACCAAAGCAGAGAAUACACAACAAGUUAAUGCGCCGAAGUUGGAUGUCGGGUCUGAGGACGAACUUUUGGAGUCUCUACAAGAGCUCUUCACGACCAGACUCGACGCUCCGGCUUUAGGUCCUGAUACGGAUUUCUUCACUGUCGGGAUAGAUUCGUUGCAGGUGAUUAAUGCCAGCCGUCUGAUUAUCGCGGGACUUAAGGCAGCUGGUGUCGAAGUCGACCCCACUGCCCUCGCCCCCCGCGCCAUUUACUCUCAUCCAACCUUCAGGGAGCUCGCAGGAUACAUUUACCCCCUGAUCGACUCCGGCGCGGCGCACGCGGGAGAUGGUAUGGAGAAGGAGGUACAGCAAAUGAAGGAUUUGUUGAAGAAAUACACGACCGACAUGCCGGCUGUAAACACGACCAAGCCUCUCCCGCUCGACGACGGACAGACCGUCAUCGUCACGGGUUCAACGGGAGGUCUUGGUUCUUAUCUCCUGCACUUCAUGAUCUGCAACAGCAACAUCAAGAAAGUGAUCUGCCUCAAUCGAUCCAAGGAUGGCCGGGGCCGCCAAAUCGAGAGCUUCGAGAGCCGUGGACUCAACACCGAUUUUAGCAAGGUCGAGUUCCUCCAGGCCGACCUAUCACUGCCUGGCUUGGGGAUAGACCAGGCCAAGUACGACGAACUCCUAUCCACCACCGACAGAAUCAUCCACAACGGCUGGCCGGUCAACUUCAACAUCUCCCUAUCAACAUUCGAACCGCAUAUUCGCGGGGUCCGUCACUUCGUGGACUUUAGCGCUAAGGCAACUAAGACAGUUCCCAUUGUCUACAUCUCGAGUAUAAGUACCAUAAGCCACUGGGAGGGAGGAGAAGCCCCAGAAGCUCAAGUCACCGACUUCAAUAAGGCCGUUAUGAACUACGGCCGCUCGAAAAUGAUCUCUAGUUUGAUCUUAGACGAGGCAGCUAAGGUUUCCGCUAUCCCUACGGCAAGUGUCCGCGUCGGCCAGAUUGCGGGCUCCCGGUUUGAAAAGGGUUUGUGGAGUAGACAGGAGUGGUUCCCCUCUAUCAUUGCGUCGUCCGUCUAUCUCGGGAUCCUUCCGGGCAACUUGGGCAUCUUCGACUCCAUUGACUGGAUGGCCAUCGAAGACGUCGCCCACCUCGUUUUAGAAGUGUCAGGCGUUGAGCAACGUCUUCCGAUCGAAAAGAUCAACGGCUACUUCCAUGCCGUCAACCCCAAGACGACGACGUGGAUCAAGUUGUCUGCUGCGGUGAGGGAGUUCUACGGACCCCGGAUCAAGAAGACGGUGAGUUUCAGAGAAUGGAUCGAUGUCCUAAAGGCUAGCCAGGAAACAACAACAGAUGUGAGCAAGAACCCUGGAAUCAAGUUGAUUGAUUCAUAUGAAGGCUUCUUCAGCGGAGAGAAGGAAGGGCCUGUUAAGUUCUCCAUGGAGAGGACACAGUCUUACAGCAAGACUGCUGCGAACUUGGAGGCUGUCACGCCGGAGUUGAUCCAGAACUGGUGCAAGCAAUGGAACUUUUAGCGGGAAAACUGUUUUUGUUGGAUACCAGAACUUUUGAUUCGGACCUGGGUUUAUUUGAUUCUCUAUCUAAUGUUGUUAUGAGGUGAAAAAGAAGAAUGUACGGAAGUUUAGGUUGAUUUAUCACUCGAAUAUACACGAUCAUCGAUACUUUCUAGUAUUUCGUGCCAGUUUGGAGUUGUUUUGAUGCGAUUGGCUCUGCAAAUACGGCUAUCAACACCAACUUGUGGUUAGCUCAACUCCCGUUGUAUCGGAGUCGGAGAAUAAUGCGGUUGAUAAUUUCAUAGUAAUUGACGAGAGCUUACUUGAG
Messenger RNA from Annulohypoxylon maeteangense, 4008 nucleotides. Its product is annotated as acetyl-CoA synthetase-like protein. The record is from RefSeq and is a predicted model, not a curated record. Lineage: Eukaryota; Fungi; Ascomycota; Sordariomycetes; Xylariales; Hypoxylaceae. The coding region runs from base 555 to 3701 and encodes 1048 amino acids. The transcript has 6 exons.